AUGUUUAAAUCCCUCCUGAUAGGUUUCCUGUUUCCUGUUUUGAUGGAAGUCAAGAGGAUGCCAGUAGAAGAGGCUCUGUGCACUGGAAUUCCUUGUGUAUCUAGAUUUCCUAAAAAAUCCUCAGGCAAUUCCAUGCGGGCCAGCUUUCGGCUUGAUGAAAAUAUCAGCUUCUCUACAGCUGCAAAGAAAUCCAAGGCUACCACAGAUGGCAGCACCAAGGUCCUAUUCCGUGCAACCGGGAAUCUUGAGGAACAGUGCUGUACCCUGCUGAUCUAUGGCAUACCCAGAAGGAGCAGCAUGACAUACGGACUCUCUGCAGACCUAGGAGUACAAAACAGUGCUCUCCUCCCCGGGGAGAAUGCUGAACUCUCGGUGUCAGAUCUGACCCCAAAACCAGAGCUCAUUAUCCCAGAGAUGCUGGCAGCUGGAGAGCCCAGGGCAUUGGUCUGCACCAUCCAAGGAACCUGCCGAGAAAUCCAGGCCUUGUUACUUUCCUGGGAGGAUGCCACCACAUCCUCAAAUACCCCGGUCUCUGAUGACUUCUCUUCAAGGCUGCACUUCACCCUCAAGCCCCAGGCGCAGGGCCCCACCCUUCCAUGUCCCUUCAACUUCUCCCUGGAUAACUUGACCAGGAGUAGCACGCCCCCCAGGCUGCUCAGCUACUCUUGCUCCUUGGAGAAGGCCCUGCAGUGUGGCUGCUCCUUUCAUGGGGUCCCCACACCCUCAGUGCAGUGGUGGAUCGGAGGCACCCGUGUGGGCAGGAGGAGCAUGGGUGACCCCCUGCAGGUGACCUCCAGCACACUUGGCCCCUGGGCCAACAGCACCAUCUUCCUCAGGGGGAGCCCAGAGCUUGUCAUGAGACUCCGCUGCGAGGGGAAGAACCGAUAUGGGACCCACGAGGCCAGAAUCAUCCUGACAGCAGAUAAGACUUCACUUUUCAAGGUGUUCAGGAGAGGGCUGAUCCAGGGCAUCAUGUACGGAGCCAUUGCAUCUGCCUUGCUCCUCUUCCUCCUGGUC
Molecule: messenger RNA, 1017 nt
Organism: Perognathus longimembris pacificus (Pacific pocket mouse)
Lineage: Eukaryota; Metazoa; Chordata; Mammalia; Rodentia; Heteromyidae
Product: sialic acid-binding Ig-like lectin 5
Exons: 4
Biological process (GO): cell adhesion
Cellular component (GO): plasma membrane
Molecular function (GO): sialic acid binding
Source: RefSeq, a predicted model, not a curated record